AUGACUGCGACAAGACUGCCAGAAAUUGCACUGGUUAUGGUUAUUGUGAAUCCUUAUUGUGAGGCAGAAAUGACGCAACAGACAAAUGAUACCGGCCUCCUUGCUUUCAAAGACCAUUUGCCUGUAACUCAGAUAGUGAUCACUGACACAAACAGAUCAAAUUCUGAGGCUGCUUGGAAAAUCGGUCCUUUGCGUUGCUAUGGAGACAGGCAGUUCUGGAACGCCGCUUCCUUCAACACAGAGGCUUCCUACCUGCACUUCCCCACCUUCCAUGCUGAGGUCAGUGCAGACAUCUCCUUCUUCUUCAAAACUACGUCUCUCUCUGGGGUAUUCUUGGAAAACCUUGGGAUGAAAGACUUCAUACGAGUUGAAAUAAGAUCCCCCAAAGAGAUCACCUUCUCCAUAGAUGUUGGAAAUGGUCCCACAGAAGCAACCGUGCAGUCUCCCAUGCCCCUGAAUGACAAUCAGUGGCACUAUGUCCGAGCAGAGCGGAACCUCAAGCAAACCAGUCUCCAAGUGGACAACCUCCCCAAGAAGGUCCUGGAGGCACCUGCAGAGGGGCACUUUCGGUUGCAGCUCAACAGCCAAUUAUUUGUAGGAGGAACAGCUUCCAGACAAAAGGGCUUUUUGGGAUGCAUUCGAUCUCUGCACUUAAAUGGACAGAAACUUGACCUUGAAGAAAGAGCUAAAAUGACUCCUGGUGUUAAACCUGGAUGUCCGGGGCACUGCAGUAGUUAUGGUAAUCUGUGCCAUAAUGGAGGAAAAUGUGUGGAGAAGUACAAUGGAUAUUCUUGUGAUUGCACUAGCUCAGCCUAUGAAGGGCCCUUCUGCAAAGAAGAGGUUUCUGCUUUAUUUGAAGCUGGCACUUCUAUUACCUAUAUUUUCCAAGAACCUUAUCCUGUUACAAAAAACGCAAGCACUUCAAGUUCUGCCAUUUAUGCGGAUGCCAUCAUGUCCAAGGAAAAUAUUGCAUUUAGCUUUCUUACGGCACAUGCUCCAAGCCUUCUGCUGUACGUCAACACCUACUUCCAUGAAUAUUUGGCUGUGAUUCUCUCCAAGAAUGAAGACAAGAUCUGGACUGCAGUGCAGCACAACAACACAGGGCUAACCAGAGUUCAAGGAGCUGGUCCAGAGAAGCCCUACACCAUGUCCUUUAACUACAACAGCAGCUCAGAGCAGCUUGAAGCUGUGAUAAACAGUGCGGAGUACUGUGAGCAGGAGGCAGCCUACCACUGCAAAAAGUCACGUCUCCUCAACACCCCAACCCGAGGCUAUAAGUUUGACUAG
Meleagris gallopavo (turkey) is the source of this 1287-nucleotide messenger RNA. NCBI's taxonomy places the organism in Eukaryota, Metazoa, Chordata, Aves, Galliformes, Phasianidae. The record is from RefSeq and is a predicted model, not a curated record.